ACAGCGCCAGGGUGACUUCUGCUGCUCCUCUUGAACAGUGGGACAGGUGCUUCUAACCCUAGAGUAACAGAUCUUUGUUCGCCAAAGGGCUUCUCUCCGCUUGCUAUCAGCAAGAACAAGCCACUGCAAGACGGAACAGAGACACCACUGCUUUGCUUGAUUUAUUUAAUUCUGAGCUAGCGGUGGCCAAUGUAACCCCUGCCGGAGUGCAGCUCUGGAGCUGUGGACCCACUUCUCCCCAGUCCCUGUGUGCUACGGGGACACCACAGCAUGACGGGUUGCUAGCGAGCAGAAAACUUGCCAGAGCGAGAGGGGCAUCAGUUAAACCCAAGGAGUGUGCAUUGCACUUCACGGGGCACCCGGACGCUUGAAAACUCCAGCAGACUCUCCUGGAAAGGACAUCAUGCCUCCCAAAUCUUUCCCCAACCUCUCCCUGUUCAUCGGAGCCAAUCAGAGCGAUUUCGUUCCCGAAGUGUCAGAAAAAGAUUUCCUGCCGGGCUCCGACGGGACCACCGCGGAGUUGGUGGUCCGCUGUGUGAUUCCGUCCCUCUACCUGCUCAUCAUCUCGGUGGGCUUGCUGGGCAACAUCAUGCUGGUGAAGAUCUUCGUCACCAACAGCGCCAUGAGGAGCGUCCCCAACAUCUUCAUCUCUAACUUGGCGGCGGGGGAUUUGCUGCUUCUGCUCACCUGCGUCCCCGUGGACGCCUCGCGCUACUUCUUUGAUGAGUGGAUGUUUGGCAAGGUGGGCUGCAAACUGAUCCCGGCCAUCCAGCUCACCUCCGUGGGGGUUUCUGUGUUCACGCUCACUGCCCUCAGCGCAGACAGGUACAGAGCCAUAGUAAACCCCAUGGACGUGCAGGCAUCGGGGGCUUUGCUGUGGACCUGUGUGAAGGCCGUGGGCAUCUGGGUGAUCUCCGUGUUGUUGGCAGUUCCUGAAGCUGUAUUUUCAGAAGUGGCACGCAUUGGCAGCUUGGAUAAUAGCAGCUUUGCAGCAUGUAUACCUUACCCUCAGACAGAUGAAUUACAUCCAAAGAUUCAUUCGGUGCUCAUAUUUUUGGUCUAUUUCCUCAUACCACUUACUAUUAUUAGCAUUUAUUAUUACCACAUUGCAAAAACUUUAAUUAAAAGUGCACAUAAUCUUCCUGGAGAGUACAACGAGCAUACGAAAAAGCAGAUGGAAACACGGAAACGCCUGGCUAAAAUUGUGCUGGUCUUUGUGGGAUGCUUUGUCUUCUGUUGGUUUCCAAAUCACAUUCUCUACCUGUACCGGUCUUUCAACUAUAAGGAGAUUGACCCAUCUCUAGGUCACAUGAUUGUCACCUUAGUUGCCCGAGUGCUGAGUUUUUGUAAUUCCUGUGUCAAUCCAUUUGCCCUUUAUCUCCUCAGUGAAAGCUUCAGGAAGCAUUUUAAUAGCCAGCUGUGUUGUGGGAGGAAGUCCUAUCCAGAGAGAAACACCAGCUACCUCCUUAGCUCUUCAGCUGUACGUAUGACAUCUCUGAAAAGCAAUGCAAAGAACGUGAUGACCAAUUCUGCGCUACUAAAUGGGCACAGUGUGAAGCAGGAAAUGGCACUGUGAUUAUGGCCAUUCCACUCACUUCUUCAGAAGAAUUUUCUAACUUUCCUGUUCCUAUUGAGCAGAGAAGAACUCUUAAGUAAUUUCUCCAUUCUCAGUUAAUUCGUUAGACAUUUUAAUGAUCGACUCAGAAAAGGCAAGAAACAGUUUACUCCGAAUGAAACUUUAAAUUGCAUUACAGACACCCAUAUGCUACACACGUAUCUCAUAUUAAAAGUGAUUCAAAAACCAAUUUAAUAUGUGUAUAGAUGAAAAUUGCUUCAGGAUUUAGGCUGUGGCUAGAGCCAACUCUAGCAUAUUUAACUUAAAUUUGUUUUCUCUUGAAGCAUAAAAUAAAUUACUAUAUUGAGUCAAUGAUUCAACAGGGGGAAUAUUGAAUUCCUAUUAUUAGGAAUACAAGUUAUAUUUUCCUGGUGAGUACAUUUUAUUCAUAACUAGUACACACAUGUGCACACACACAUACAUAUUAGUAAAAUAAUGGAAAAUAAAAAAGUGGAGCUUAAUCACAAAUCAAUGUUUAUUGUGAUUCCUUGUGUGAUAAAUCAUAGCUUAUAAAAGUAGCCUAUAUCUGUAACUUCUAGGAAUGUAAUGUGAAGGUAUGAUGACAUUUGCAUUAUGAAUUAUAAAUAGGUGUCAUAACAGUAUGGUUUACCUUAUGAAUGUUAAAUUGGUUUCAUGUGCCCCAGAUUGUAAAAUUAUGACUCAGAAAUUUGCAUGUCUUUGUAUACACUGCUAAAUUCUUGACAGUUCUGUUGAUUCUGUGUAAAUGUGAUAAGAUUUGUGUAAUUCUAGUGAGUUCUCAUCCUCCUUGGCAAUAGCCAGUUGACAAGUAUGUGAAAUCUCACUUAAGCAAUUUUUCUAUGCAUGAUAUCACAGUUUUCUCUGAAUGAAUAUCUUGAUUUUUUUUUCAGUAAAAUGAAAACAUGAUCUCAAUAAAAUCCUAAAA
Messenger RNA from Marmota monax (woodchuck), 2519 nucleotides. RefSeq names its product neuromedin B receptor (gene Nmbr). The transcript has 3 exons. Lineage: Eukaryota; Metazoa; Chordata; Mammalia; Rodentia; Sciuridae. The record is from RefSeq and is a predicted model, not a curated record. Gene Ontology annotation, cellular component: membrane. Gene Ontology annotation, biological process: bombesin receptor signaling pathway. Gene Ontology annotation, molecular function: bombesin receptor activity. Bases 404 to 1576 code for a protein of 390 amino acids.